This is a messenger RNA of Capsella rubella, 1146 nucleotides long. RefSeq names its product protein usf. The coding region runs from base 5 to 868 and encodes 287 amino acids. NCBI's taxonomy places the organism in Eukaryota, Viridiplantae, Streptophyta, Magnoliopsida, Brassicales, Brassicaceae. The transcript has 5 exons. Gene Ontology annotation, molecular function: acyltransferase activity, transferring groups other than amino-acyl groups; hydrolase activity. The record is from RefSeq and is a predicted model, not a curated record.
AUCAAUGAUAGGUGCAGUAGCACUAGUGUCAUCUUCAUCAUCUUCUAGAUUCUUCUCUUCUUCAAUCGGAAAGGCUUAUUCGCUCUCUAGAUCCUCGAUUCCUUCGUUUUCUCGCUUUUCAGUCCGAUCAAUGGCCGAUUCUGCUUUUAAGAAAAUCCAGAUCCAAAGAGAUGACACCACAUUUGAUGCCUAUGUGGUCGGUAAAGAUGAUUCGCCCGGGGUUGUGGUGAUUCAAGAAUGGUGGGGUGUUGACUUUGAGAUCAAGAACCAUGCUAUUAAAAUCUCACAGCUUGAGCCUGGUUUCAAAGCCCUUAUACCCGACUUGUAUCGCGGAAAGGUUGGUCUUGAUACUGCAGAGGCUCAGCAUCUAAUGGAUGGUCUUGACUGGCCAGGUGCCAUCAAAGAUAUCCGAGCUUCUGUUAAUUGGCUCAAAGCUAAUGGCUCAAAGAAGGUUGGUGUGACUGGAAUGUGCAUGGGAGGUGCACUAGCUAUAGCUAGCUCUGUUUUGGUACCAGAGGUGGAUGCUGUUGUUGGAUUCUAUGGAACCCCUUCCUCGGAGCUUGCAAAUCUAGCACAAGCCAAGGCACCUAUUCAGGCCCAUUUCGGAGAGCUUGACAAUUUUGCCGGUUUCUCUGAUGUCACGUUAUUACGAUCAUUGCAGGCAGCAAAGAAUCUCGAAGAGAAGCUGAAAGUGUCGGGAGUAGCACACGAGGUGCACAUCUAUCCAGGGAAUGGGCAUGCGUUCUUGAACAGAAGUCCAGAAGGAGUGAGCAGAAGGAAAAGCAUGGGACUUUCUGAUGAAGACGAAGCCGCUGUGGAGCUUGCUUGGUCUCGCUUCAACUCUUGGAUGAAACAUUACUUGGCUUGAGACAAUAUGCUUCAUGCAAGUCCCGAAUCUUUCUGUGAUGAGUCCCCAUUCAUCUCAAAUGAGGAAAUUACUCUUAGGACUCUUGUCUGAAUCAAAUAAAGGGGUAUACUUGCUUGUGAAUCGGUAAUAUGUGGAAAUGUUCGAACCUUUUUUUUAUAAAUUCGAACCGAUAUCGACGCCGCUCUCGUCUUUGUGUGUUGUAAUGAGUUGGAUUCCGGAACCUAAGUAAUGAUGGUGCAGAUGUAGUUUAAAUUGAAUUACUGCAAAAUAUGUUAUCA